AUGGCCCUCGCGAUCGAUCUGCAGAGCCCUCCGGUGGACGUCAACGCGCCCCUGGAUGAGCGUGACAUUCAGCUUGUCCAGGCCUCGUUCGCGCACGUCGCGCGCCUGGGGGCGAAGAAUGUGGGGAAGCUGCUCUUCAUGAACAUCUUCAAGGUCGCACCCGGCGCCGUGGAUCUUUUUCCUUUCGCCAGAGGCGAGGCUAAUCUCUACAGGCCCGGGGGGAACCUAGAGCUGCAUGCGCUGAAGCUGAUGGAGACGGUGGCGACUGCUGUGUCCAUGCUGCGCGAGUUGGACCAGCUGGUACCCAUCCUCGAGGGCCUGGGCCUGCAACACGCGGGCUUCGGGGUUCAGGCAACGCACUACGACUUGGUCGGCAUAGCCUUGAUAUCCACGCUCGAGGUGGUUCUGGGGAGGCAGUUUACUGAGCCGGUGAAGCAUGCUUUCAUGAAGGUGUGGAAGUUGAUCAAGGAGACCAUGCUGAGUCAGGAACCUCCAAGUACAGUAUUGAAAGGCCUGCAGUACGAUGUGAACGAGUCGAUGGACUUCGAUAUGUUUCGGCAAGUCAUGCGCAACCCAGGUGUUCGGGCGUGUUUCGAUGCGGUCGACAUCUGUCUAGACCUCUCAGAAGAGCAGCUCUUCAGCAUCAUCGACGAAAACGGCGACGGGGAGUUAAGUUUCGAUGAGUUUUUCCAGAGCCUGUGGCGCCUGCGAGGAAGCAAGGAGCGCUUGCACUCGCUCUUGGUGCAGGCCGACAUCGUGCACACCCACAGGCGGCUGAAAGACCGAAUGGUGCAACUCACUGAGGAUCUGGAAGACUACCACCGGGAAGAGUGCGCAGAGCUGCGCGAGCAGCUCGAAAGCCGCGUGCAGGCUAUGGUCGAUGGUUUGGAGGCGCAUCGUGGUGAAGCGCAAAAGGCGCGCGAGGAGGAAGAAGAGUCGGCGAGACUCGAGUUGUCUCACCUCUUAGAUUCGGCACACGAGGCGGCGGAAACCGCCAGAGAGACCUUGUCCACCCUCGAGGAGCAGAUUGCCGUGAAACGGAAGCGCGUCGCUGAUUUGCAGGCGCAGCUCGCGGAGCAGCGGCUACGCGAGAUCCGGGACGCUGAGGAGGCCAGCACGCCACAGGAGUCAGCCCAGGCGCCUUCGGAAGUAGAGGUCAACUCACCGGUCGGGAGCGAGCGAAGGCCACUGCUGGAGACCGCCUCCUCACCGCCCCCGUCGCCUACUUCACCUGCCUCCCCGGCAUCGCCACAAGCACCUCCGUCCCCAGCCACAGAGUCCGGCUCGCCUGGCAGCUCCCCUGGCGAAGGUGGCUCACCAUCCAUGGAGAGCCCCAGCGGAAAGCGUGUGCGCGAACGCAUGGCGUCGCGACGCCGCUUGGAGGAACUCCACCGUCAGAAGAGCGCCACCGCCGAAGCGCGCCGGGGCUCCGAGCAACCGAAGAGCCAUCGCUUGUUGCAAACGUUCCAGACGCACGCCUCCGCCACGCGAAGCGUGGCCAAGGCGGCUACGUUCGAAUCUUCGAGCUCCGGUGAGUCUGAACCGGAGGUAGAGAAGGAGGAGGGGACGUAG
Molecule: messenger RNA, 1572 nt
Organism: Symbiodinium sp. CCMP2592
Lineage: Eukaryota; Dinophyceae; Suessiales; Symbiodiniaceae
Source: the annotation of a GenBank genome assembly